CUUUGGAUGUUGACUCAUUUUUUUUUGUAAUAUAUGCAGUUGUUAACAAGAGUGUUUGAUAUAAUGCGAGCCAAGAACCCUGAAAUGGUUACUGGAGAGAAAAAGAAGUUUGUCAUGAAACCUCCUCAAGUUGUCAGGAUAGGAACAAAAAAGACAUCAUUUGCCAACUUCACGGACAUCUGUAAAAUCUUACACAGACAACCAAAACAUCUUUUAGCAUUUCUUAUGGCAGAGUUGGGAACAAGUGGUUCAAUUGACGGAAACAAUCAACUUAUCAUCAAAGGUCGUUUUCAACAAAAACAGAUUGAAAAUGUGCUUAGAAGAUACAUCAAGGAGUAUGUGACAUGUCACACAUGUCGAUCUCCAGAUACCAUUCUUCAGAAAGAGACUAGGUUAUUUUUCAUUCAGUGUGAAACAUGUGGAUCACGACGAUCAGUAGCAAGUAUCAAAUCAGGCUUCCAGGCCAUCACACAGAAGAGAGCACAACUGAAAAGCAAGCAGCAGUGAAUUACAUCUUUGACAUGACUGCAGCUGUUAGAUUUACUUGAAUGUCGACAAAUCAUAGUACCGCAGGACAUGGUGGUCUGUGAUCCUUUGAACUAACUAAGAAUCACGUUAGCUUGUACGAAGAUGGAUGGCAAAUUGUGAAGAGAAUCAAGAUUGAUGGGGAAAGAUUACUUUUUAAAAUUUAAAACUGGAACUAUUGAAAACAUUAGAAAUGACUUUGUAAAUUUUGUGUGCAGAUGUAAGGUGUUCAUGUACAUACAAAGUGCAAAUUUUUCUUUUCUUUAGUGGUUUCACUCAUAAGUAUACACUUGUAUCAAGUGCUUGUGUACUCAGAGUUGCUGAAAAAUAGAAGUACGUGAUUGUAGAACUGUGUGAAAAAAAAUUCAAUAUUAUAUUCGUUGUUGUGUCCAUUUGUUUUAACAAAGCUGUGUUAGUAAACUUUGUAACAAGUUGGUUUCUACAGGUAUAUGUAAUUAUUAUCAAGAUCUCCUUACAACAUUUAUUGUCGAAUAACAUUUUGGGCUCAUUCUUUAGAUAGGAAUCGUACCUGAAGUGACGUAAAUAAAUUGUAGUGCAAUCUGUAAGUUACAAAGUAAGACCUUGCUUACUUUCUCCAUUUCUGGAUUUCAGAUUGUUUUUCUUUUUUUGCUUGCUUGAGUAAGCACUGACAAAACUGGUUGGUAGGCUUUUUCCAGGCCCCUACUGUGAUCCAGUUUAGUCAACUUAGUGCAUUGCUCUACUCUGGAAAACCUCUCCCUUGCCAAAAAAAGUCACUAAAUCCUCAGAGACAAAAA
Molecule: messenger RNA, 1301 nt
Organism: Orbicella faveolata
Lineage: Eukaryota; Metazoa; Cnidaria; Anthozoa; Scleractinia; Merulinidae
Product: eukaryotic translation initiation factor 2 subunit 2-like
Biological process (GO): translational initiation; formation of translation preinitiation complex
Cellular component (GO): eukaryotic translation initiation factor 2 complex
Molecular function (GO): translation initiation factor activity; translation initiation factor binding; mRNA binding
Source: RefSeq, a predicted model, not a curated record